UUGCUGCCGCUGCUCUACGGUACCGUCGCCCUCCUGCUGCCCUGGGCCGACACCGACACCGUACCAGUGCGAUGCAGCCGCCCCAAGGACGUGGCCAACGCACGCAUCGAUGUGGGCAACAACACGCUGCUCAACACCCGCCUGCGUUACACCUGCAACCCGGGCUACAAGCGCAAAGCCGGUACCUCCAGCCUCAUCCAGUGCAUCCUCCGUGACGGCUCCACCGAGCCCGACUGGACCCACACCACGCUGCAAUGCAUCCGGGACCCGGCUCUGCGUUCGCAAACCCCCAGCCCCGAGCUCCCGACUGCGCUGCACGCCGAGAGGACGACCCAGAGGGUUUCCAUCCAGACCCUGGCCCCUUCCAUUGCUGCGCCCUCGGCCGUGCAUUGGAAGAUGCUCAUCGGCUGCCACGUUUCUCCCCCAGGGCUCCCGGUGCUGGUAAUCACCAGCGUUGUGGUCUGCUGCUGCUGGAGGAUGAAAAAGCGCGCAGGACAGAGCUACGUGGUGGGGGCCAUCCCCAUGGUGGCUCUUGCCUCUGAGAAUGAGGAGAUGUUGCCAUCCAGCAUCUUCCCCAUGGGCUGA
Molecule: messenger RNA, 585 nt
Organism: Cariama cristata (Red-legged seriema)
Lineage: Eukaryota; Metazoa; Chordata; Aves; Cariamiformes; Cariamidae
Gene: IL15RA
Product: interleukin 15 receptor, alpha
Exons: 6
Biological process (GO): interleukin-15-mediated signaling pathway
Cellular component (GO): plasma membrane
Molecular function (GO): interleukin-15 receptor activity
Source: RefSeq, a predicted model, not a curated record